AUGUCCUCAGGCCUGGACUCAGAUCAUGCAGAGCUGAGAGCCGGCUGUGGAGCAUCAGCAGCAGCACCUUUCCUGGGAGAGAGACCAAACCAUUCAACAACGUCGAAAGUUGCUUACUUCAAGAGGAAAUAUGCGGAGGAGGAGGAUUUACACGGGGGCCUACGUGGAUAUUUUCAAAAACACCUGAUACUGCAGGAGGACCGCAGCUGCAUCCUGAAGCUGUCCCUGGAGAAGCUGAGGUUCCUGGAGGACCCCGAGGCCUACCUGCGUCGCUCUGUCCUCAUCAACAACCUGCUGAGGAAGAUCCACCAUGAGGAGGAGGAGCUGGAAGCCGAAGAGGAGGAGGAAGAAGAAGAUGAGGUAGAAGAAGAAGUAGGAGAAGAAGAGGCGGUGAUAGGAGAGAGGGGGCAGCGGAAGCUGUUGUACCUGGACAGGAAGCGGGUGAAGGUGCUGGUGAUGGACUGCUGCUCCCCGCCGUUUGGCCUGGAGGAGCUGCAGCAUUACCGGCUGGUGCCCUGCUACCCAUCUGCCCUGUACAGCCUGGGUAGCUGCCCGGGCCUCGCGCCCAACCACCAGGUCCUCCUCUACAACCUGGAGGACAACGGCUGACCACACCUCGCUGCCUCUUUUCAAAGUUUUUACAAAUGCAGUUGACGACAUCAUGGACAUGUGCUGUUUCCUACGUAUGAACUUUGGAAGGAAACUGAGCCGUGGGGGUAGGUCGCCUCCUUCUUCACUUUGCUAAGAGGCAGCGGUGGACUGUCCUUCUGCUUCGGGAUCAACGCGGGUCGGUCUCUGGUUGUUGACUGCCAUGUUGUCAUACAUGCCAACGUGAGAGACUCGCGGCUGGCUGUUGAUGUUGUGUAAUUGAUUCUUAUUGUUAUCGUUGCUCAUGUGAGCCUAUUCAGGGAUUUCCAGACUACUUUUUUGAUGCACCUUGGCUUGCGUGAAGAAUAUGAUUAUGCUUCUGUUAUCUUUUUAUGCUACUGUGUGAUUUAUGAAAUAUUGGGUGUGUAACAUUCCCUGGACUGUGUGAAUCGUCAUGCUAUCUCAUGGUACUCCCUUCUCUGAGAGAUGCAUUUACUGCCUGUAGGGAAAACAGUUGUUUUCUGUGCAUUUGAUGUCCUGUGUUUUGCAUUACUUUUCUGCCCUCUGCUGGUGAAAUAGUUCACCAUGAAGCCCUUUAAAGUGGCUGAUGUGUUCAAAUCCCUCAAUGCAAGCAGGUGGAAAGAAAAGAUGAAAACUUCUUAGUUUAAGUCCCCUGGUUUAGUAUUUCUAAGCAGGACGUGAUCGGUUUGUCACACAUUAUAAUUCAGUUGUAUUCAGAUGUGUGUUUAUUGACCUAACUCCAUUAAUGGAGGAUAAUGAUUGACAAUAUCGUGAAAUACAGAUACAAUACUAUAAGAUGUCUUCAUGGGAGAUGUUACAAUUGUCAAAAAAUGCUUAAAGUGCCCUUUUAUCUGCGUACAACUACAUUAUAGUGUGUUUAACCCAUUUCUUAAAGGAUCAUAAAGUGCUUGUAAUACUAAAUAAGAGGGGGUUCAAGUGGAAUAAUCUUUAUUUGGUUUCCCUUUUUGGGUGAUAGAACUCAUGUUUUGUGUUUAAAAAAAAAAGGAAACCGGCAUCUCUUCUCAUUCUCCUAGAGAUCUAAGAAGUAAAAAAGUUUUUUUUGUCUGCGACCAAAUCAUUUGUAUGUGAUCAAUUUUUCAGAUUUCAGAGUGCAGAAUGUCUUUGGAUGGAUAUUAUAUUCCAAUUUUUUUACUGUCAGUCCUCUGGUUGUAGCAGCAGGUGCAACGUUGUCACGGAGACUGAGUUUUGCUAAAUUGUCAGAAGAUAUUUUAUUAUUUAAUGUGGCACAGCGCGUGCUUUGUAAUAUUGACUAAUCUGCUGUAUGAUGAUUGAUCCUCUUGCAGUGUCUCUUUUAUGUGUUUUGAGCGUUCGGGCCAGCAGUUUCUUAAUAACAAUCACUACAAUGGAAAACAACAUGCUGACGAGAAGCUUGAUAUUUUAAAACAAUAAUUUAUAUUUUGAUGAAAAUGCAUAUUCCAUAUUUAAGAUAAACUAUUUUG
Messenger RNA from Etheostoma cragini (Arkansas darter), 2069 nucleotides. RefSeq lists its product as uncharacterized. The record is from RefSeq and is a predicted model, not a curated record. Bases 1 to 609 code for a protein of 202 amino acids. Lineage: Eukaryota; Metazoa; Chordata; Actinopteri; Perciformes; Percidae. The transcript has 4 exons.